This is a messenger RNA of Botrytis deweyae, 4417 nucleotides long. RefSeq lists its product as uncharacterized. Gene Ontology annotation, molecular function: calcium:proton antiporter activity. The record is from RefSeq and is a predicted model, not a curated record. Gene Ontology annotation, cellular component: endomembrane system; membrane. Gene Ontology annotation, biological process: calcium ion transmembrane transport; intracellular calcium ion homeostasis. NCBI's taxonomy places the organism in Eukaryota, Fungi, Ascomycota, Leotiomycetes, Helotiales, Sclerotiniaceae. The transcript is spliced from 4 exons. The coding region runs from base 485 to 3961 and encodes 1158 amino acids.
CACAGGAUGAUUCAAAUAAAUUGUUGCUACUGUAUCUAAGCACAAGUCGCAACCCAAGCGCCGCAACCUGGAGAAAAUAAUAUAACAAUUAUAAUAUUUCUCAUCAUCUCAUCUUCUCAUCUUCUCAUCCUCUCACCCUCCCAACUUCCUUCCCUUUCCCUUUUCUCUCUCUUCUAAAUCUCUUAAUAGUUGAAGAUACCUACUUACUACAAUCACAUACAUCCGUAAACAUAAUAUCAUUUUUCGAUCAUUCACUCAAGACUUUCUCUCAUAUUGAAUGCAUCACCAUCUGCUUACUCCUCUCGUAUUCUUCGCAUGUUCAAGCUUCCACAAACGCGGGAACUAACAAUCAUACUAACCAAAGGACUCAACUUAAUCCAAGCCUUAAGCUUGUUUCCAUACCCGAUGUGCGACUGAUCGCAUCAUACUCUUUGACUGGUUGGCAGAUAAAAUUCAAGUCGGUGUACAAGGUUCGAGUUACAAAAUGUCUCGAACUCCCGGCGAGUCUUCAGAAUCUGGGAAAGAUACUCAAGACACAACUCCAACUCCUUCCGGCAUGUCAACACCAACAAGUCCCACAGAUACGCGGCAUCCAUUAUCAAGAUCUAUCUCACAACAAAAUGAUGGCCUGGCCGAAAGUUUUCAGUCUACGGACACAAUUCGACGGAGACCAGAAAAUGCAGGAGGAUAUGGGACUAUUCAAUCGACUCCUCAGACUCCACAACUUGUCGACGGCCAUAGAAAUAGCGAAUCGUCCAUGACCGGCGAGCGACCCCAGCCUGUCAGUUUAGAAUCUUCACGAUCAUUCCAGCCAGCCAGAUCUCCCAUGCUAGGACCUUCCGAUCGCGGUCGAGCAGGUCAGCGACCAAAGAAACCUCCUAUGCCGCGUAGAGCCUCAUCGAACGUACAAGCGCCUCAUAGAGGGCAAGAAUUCUCGGUAGAUGAUGAUGUGACUGAGAUGGAAGAAGAAAUGAACAAGCAACAGGCGGGACUUGGAAUUGGGGGUAUAGCAUCCGGGUUUGGACCUUCCAGACAUGGUCCUGGAACCGUGAGGAGACGACCUGCUCCAGCUCAACCAACUUUACCAAGACUAGAUUCUUCCCACGAAGAAGAAGCGGAAGCGGAGGCUGAAGCUGAAGCGGCGGCCUCCACCAGUGGUGAAAGGACAAAAGAUGAUCAAAUGACUACAUCGGGCGAAGAUACUUUGCAGGGCGAAGAUGGUAUCGCAGAGGUGGAGGAGGAGGACGAAGAUUCCCUAAGUGAUGCGGAAAGUUUCACACUCAAGGAUCGUCAACAAGCAAUAAACCAAACCCAUCCUUUCGGUAUAAGAAUCUGGAAGCCUGCCCUGUAUAAGAAGAACCGUUCAGUUCAAAAGACAGCAGAAGGCGAUAUCCAUUCAUCUCCUGGUGGUCGUGUCAACAAGUGGCUGAUCUUCUUCAACAUCAUCUGGACACUAGUUUUUGGUUGGUGGCUGGCACUUGCAGCAUUGACUGGAGCAUUGGUAUGUUUCGUCUUCGGAGCAGCGCCGAGUGCUAUUGCAUAUGGUCGCGUUCUCUUAGAUCUGGCUGGCUAUCUUUUCUAUCCUUUUGGAAAAUUCGUUCGACUCGAACAAGACGAAGCUUAUGCUCACGAAGAUGAAGGAGAGGGCCGUACCAUCACGGAAUAUGAACAAUGGCAAAGUGGAGAUAUUGAGGAUGGGAGACUAUUCUUUGGGCCUCAUCAUCCACGAUCAAUCGUAGGCCGAUCACGGAGAAGCAUUGACUCGUUUGGUGGUAGCGAGACGGAUAGUUUACUCGGUCGUUCAAGACGCGGUACUCAUCGAGAAGAUUCAGCACGCCCCAAUAAAAGAAGACUUUUUGGAAGGGGUCAGUGGAAUACUGGGCGAGUUAUUUUCUUUCUAUUCUUUUACGGACUGAUCACGCCACUACUUUUCAUCGCCUCUGGUAUAUGUUGGUUCCUUGUCUUUUGGAUCCCCAUGGGUAAGGUUACAAUGCUACUAUUUGACCACCUACGUCGACAUCCCUUAGCUUUGUCUUUCCAGUCAGAUUCGGCAUAUUCUCGUGGAUCUAUUCCAAAUUCUUCGAUCCUCGUCUGCACAUACCGCGCCGUGGGCAGCAAGUACUGGAAAUAUACAGUAGACGGGACAAACAUUUUCUUGAUAAAUCUCAUGGCUGUCGUUUUGUUCGUCAUCUUUGACUAUUGGGUUCUUCUGGAGAUGCUUCACAUGAAAAUCACAAUCACUCACCCGGCAUUCUUGUUCACUAUGGCCCUACUCUCCAUUAUCCCUCUUGCCUACUUCAUAGGACAAGCUGUAGCUUCUAUUUCUGCUCAAUCAUCUAUGGGACUCGGCGCUGCAAUCAAUGCUUUCUUCUCUACGUUGGUAGAGGUCUUCUUGUAUUGCAUCGCUUUGAAUCAAGGUAAAGGGCAGCUUGUUGAAGGAAGUAUUAUCGGUAGUAUUUUCGCUGGUAUAUUGUUCUUGCCUGGUUUAUCCAUGUGUUUUGGUGCCAUCAAGAGGAAAACUCAACGUUUCAAUGUUAAGUCUGCUGGCGUGACUUCGACGAUGCUACUAUUUGCUGUCCUUGCUGCAUUUGGUCCUACUCUGUUCUAUCAAAUAUACGGAACCCACGAACUUAACUGUCUCUCAUGCACCGACACGUAUGAGUCGACAAGUCGUGAUUGCCGUCGUUGUUAUUUUUCACAAUCGCCGGCAUUGAACGACAGAUUUUAUCUCGAAGCUGUCCGCCCAUACUGCUGGUUUGCCGCAGUGCUUUUGUUUCUUUCGUAUGUCAUUGGACUAUGGUUUACUCUUCGAACUCACGCGGCAGUCAUAUGGAAUAAUGAAUCAGAAGAUAAGCAAAAGCCGGAAGUCAAUACUACUACUUCCCAGCAGCAUUCAGGUGGCGCCCCACAAACCCGCGCGCAACGACACGCUCAGGCUGCUUCCGAUACUCGUGGAAAUGAAAUUCGGGACUCUCAACUAUAUAAACGCAUCCUCGGCCAGUCCUUAAAGCAAGCCGGCAUCAACCCUAAGGACUGUACUCCCGAAGACGUUAAUCAGAAUGGUUCAGUACAGACACCUCAUUUGGUGCCACCCAAGAGUGCUGCAGGUGAUAGUACAAAAUCUGAUUUUCAAAUACCGGGAUUCACAGAGGCUCAAAAUACGACAUUUGUUCGUGAAGUAGCUGAAAUGGCUGCAACCGCUGCUACAAUUGCUGCUCGAGAUGCAGCCCGACCACCUCAUCGAAGGGCAUCUACUGCCCAUGCGCACAAGUUGCCUCCUUUGAGAACAGCUGCUGUGCAUACGGAACCUGAAGAGGCUGUCAACGCAGAGGCUCAUGCUACAAGUGGUGGUCAUGAUGCGCCAAAUUGGAGCCGAAUGAAGAGUUCAGUGAUCUUGUGUGGUGCUACUGUUCUUUAUGCUCUCAUUGCAGAGAUUUUAGUCAACACAGUCGAUGUAGUUCUUUCAAAUGUAGCAAUUGACGAGAAGUUCCUCGGUAUCACAUUAUUCGCACUUGUUCCGAAUACAACCGAGUUUCUUAACGCGAUUUCAUUUGCAAUGAAUGGCAACAUCGCAUUGUCUAUGGAGAUCGGAUCUGCGUAUGCACUCCAAGUAUGUCUACUACAGAUUCCGGCACUGGUUUUGUUUAGUGCCAUCAACGGCCAAUGGUUAGAAGGUUCUGAACUCGUCGAUAAAUCUUUCAGCCUCAUAUUUCCACAGUGGGAUAUGGUGACGGUCAUCCUUUGUGUGUUCUUGCUAAGUUACAUGUAUGGUGAAGGAAAGAGCAACUAUUUCAAAGGUUCUAUUCUUCUUCUUAGUUAUCUAGUUGUCAUUGUCGGCUUCUGGUUCUCGGGAAUGACGGAUCUCGAAGCUAUGGGCGCAAGCCGUUUUGAUAUUAUGGAAUCAGGAGGCAGUUUCAAAACUAUCGGGAGAGGCAAGUCAGGACAUGCUUUUCAACAAUAAUGAUUCUCUGUAAAGAUUUACACAGAGUUUACCGGGGAAAAUAAUGAUAGGAUCGGGCGGGGUGUUGGAGAUGGAUGAUAUGAUAUUUUGCUUUUUCGUUCUUCUGAUUUUUUUUUUUCUUUCUUAAUGUUGCCUCUCUUGUGAUAUCUUUGAGCGCCGGCGUUGAGGAUAUGGCCAUGGUAGCAACACGCGAGAUUUCAAAAGUAAUCUUGUGAGCGUUGAUACCAUAUUACAUUUUCCUUGCACAAAUUCGCCUUUUUUUUUCAUAUGGAAAAUCUGCUCUGAAGAGCUCAUUUAUGGCAACGUAGAUAGUAUGUUAAGUCCCAUCUGUACAAGUAGUGGGCAAAGAUGAGAUGAGAUAAGAUGGGCCGAGAUAAGGGAGCUAGAAAGUACCUAGGUAGAUAAAUCAGGUACAUGAAUGAUUUAAUGUGUAUCUCCGCUUACUACCGUUGAGAA